Babesia ovata is the source of this 1821-nucleotide messenger RNA. RefSeq names its product septum formation MAF, putative. NCBI's taxonomy places the organism in Eukaryota, Apicomplexa, Aconoidasida, Piroplasmida, Babesiidae. The transcript has a single exon. The record is from RefSeq and is a predicted model, not a curated record. Gene Ontology annotation, molecular function: nucleoside triphosphate diphosphatase activity. Bases 1 to 1821 code for a protein of 606 amino acids.
AUGGCUAAGAAAACCUUGAUGUCGUUAGGCACGCGAUUCAGCGGACCCGGUGGCGAUUGGAUUAUGUUGGCUUCCGAAUCUGAUCUGCGUGCAUACGUAUUGCGUCAACACUUGGGAAUAACUAACAUACUUAUGUUGAGAUCGAAUUUCGAUGAGAACUUGGUAUUGGAACCUGGCGAGACACCGUAUAACUAUGCUGUGAAAACUGCAGACGAAAAGGCGCGGAUCGUGGCUGACCGUGUUUUUAACCAUGAACAGAAUGGAGGACACAAUGCUUUUCGUAAUGAGGUGCGCAGCCCGUUCGGUAGCGUUCCCGAUGACUUCGAUUUUGAUAAGGUGAAAUUCGUUAUUGGUGCAGACACCGUGUGCUGGUGUAAGGAUGAGGUUUUCGGAAAGCCGAAAGACAGGACGGCUGCCCGCGAUCAGCUGCGCGCAUAUCAGAAGUAUGAUCCUGUAAUGGUCACCGGAGUGAGCAUUUACGUUGAAGACAGGCUUAAGGAUAGGAAUAUGAAACGUAUCUGCAGUUUCUACGAGCGCACCCUUGUACAUUUUACGGAUCUCAGUAACGAUGAAAUAGAGGCUUAUUUGGACACUGGGGAGUACAAGGGCGUGGCCGGUUCGUGCAAUUACACGGCCUUGGGUGAGACGUUGGUUCAGUGGGUUGAGGGAAGCUACACUGCGGCUGUGGGUAUACCAACUCACCAAUUCGCGUAUGAGAUUUGCUCCUACUUGAACGAGGGCACGAACCUUCACUAUCUGGUGGCCGACGGAGAGACGGGAGCGCUGCGUGUACGUGCUCGGGGAAAACGUUCUCCGGGUGACGAGGUAGAAGUGGUUUCAACUGCACCAGCUACUUCUGAAGAGGAGACGGCAUCAGCAGGUGAGGAAGAAACAGAGGAAUUGGAAACCGCCAACGUGGAGGGCAAUCCUCGUGCUGGGCGAAGAAGGCGUGAGGCUCCGGGGCCGGAACCAGAGCUACCAGAGGAGCAACUACAGGAGGGCCAAGAGGAGUCCCAGGAGGAGUACCCAGUAGAGGUGGUACCAGCCAGGGAUGAAAACGGGGAGCAAAGGGACGAAGAUGAACAAGAGGGUCAACUAGGGAAAGAGACAGAAGAGAAUGAAAUGAAGAAUGAGGAGAGCGAAGAGAGUGAAAAUGAGGUAGAACCAAACCCGGAGGAAGAAAAUACGGUGAGAUCAGAAGAGGAGAACGGGAGAGAGAGUGACGAAUACGAGGGCGAAGAAGAGGAUGAGGAAGAUGAAGAGGAGGAAGAAGAGGGAGAGAACGAAGCUAUGGAAACAACACGAGCCGGAAGAGGUAGGCGAUCGCUUCCUGUAGAGCUAGCAGGGCGCGAUUCGGAGUUAGAAAACUUCGAAGGUUCUGAACCAGGUGACAAUGCUGGCAGCGAGAAUUUGGAAACAACGGAGGAGGGCAUUCCUGAAUCUCGAAGCGGUGAAGUGUUCGACGAGGAUGAAGACCAAUAUGACGAAGACACUCUGUCAUCUGUGGGUCCCGAAAAUGAUGAAUACACAGGUGAUAUGGAAGAUUUAGAGGGCACUGGUGGAGAGGCUACCCCGUCGGCCCCAUCUGAACUAUCACCCCGCGGAGGGGACGUUGAGCGGGAACUCGAGUCCGGCACAUCAGAGGAGGUACUACCAGAGGAGGUACUACCAGAGGAGGAAGAGGUUCCGUUAGAGGAGGAGGGUGUGCCCGUGGGCACACCAGAGGAGGAAUCACCGGAGAUGGAGGAAACACUGGAACAGAAGGAAAACAUGGAAGAAACAGUGUCGGAAAACGGACUGGAGGAUGAAGACGAAGACUAG